This is a messenger RNA of Ictidomys tridecemlineatus (thirteen-lined ground squirrel), 872 nucleotides long. RefSeq names its product cilia and flagella associated protein 141 (gene Cfap141). Lineage: Eukaryota; Metazoa; Chordata; Mammalia; Rodentia; Sciuridae. The record is from RefSeq and is a predicted model, not a curated record.
AGGGUCAUUGUUGGAGGCCUAAAUGUUGCUAUGACUACUGCAGCCUUGGUGACUGAACUAAACAGAAAGGAGAGCCUGCUCAGUCUCCUCAGACUUAAGCAAGCAAGUCUGUAGACAUGUCUGCGGAAAAGAUAACAAAAGUAGAAGAGAACUUUCAAAAGGCCCUAGAAUUUAAGAAGAUGGUCAACAGGUGGCAAACUUCACAUAUUCACUGUGCAUGGCAGAUGACAUUGAGCCAGAGGAGAAACCCAUACACCAUCCUAAGGAUGCAGGAUGCCAUGGUAAAGGAAUUGGCACUGGCCAACAAACAACUACUGAUGGUCCGUCAAGCUGCCCUGCACCAGCUGUUUGAAAAGGAGCAUCAGCAGUACCAGCAAGAACUAAAUCAGAUGGGCAAAGCUUUUUAUGUGGAGAGACUCUGACAGCCUCCGAAACACUGCUCUUCCCUUCUUGCCAUACCUGCUAACGUAGCCUUCUUGAGCCUCUGCUACCUUGAACUUCCUUCCCCAAACAGCCUGAGCCUGGGACAAUUUCCCCAUCUUCAUCGCCUUCCCUGUCAAUCCCCUGCUUCCAACUGGGAAACAAUCUAUUUUUUAAAAAAAUGAUGAAGGGGGCUGGGGUUGUGGCUCAGCGGCAGAGUGCUCACCUGGCGCAUGCAAAGCCCUGGGUUCCAUCCUCAGUACCACAUAACAAUAAAUAAAGAUGUUGUGUCCAUCUACAACUGAAAAAAAUUCUUAAAAAUGGUGAAAACGAGUGACGCCUUGUGGUCGGAGUGGGAUCUGCAGCGUUGAUGUAAGGUGGUGGGGGGUAUAUAAUGGGAGUUGAAAUUCUGAUUUGAUUUAACAAAUAAAGCUACCUCUUAAAGGUUCACA